Messenger RNA from Pelobates fuscus (common spadefoot toad), 957 nucleotides. It is a transcript of the gene PTPRCAP, whose product is annotated as protein tyrosine phosphatase receptor type C associated protein. The transcript has 2 exons. Lineage: Eukaryota; Metazoa; Chordata; Amphibia; Anura; Pelobatidae. The coding region runs from base 24 to 470 and encodes 148 amino acids. The record is from RefSeq and is a predicted model, not a curated record.
GCCUAAACGUUUUUAAACCUCUGAUGUUGCCCCUUAUUCACUUGACGCUCCAUCUGCUGCUGGCUUUGCCGACUAUGCAAGCAAAAUCAAAUCAAAAGGGAGAGGAAGAGGCUAGUAGUACAGCGACUGUUGUGUUCCUCGUUAUUCUACUCAUUGUGAUCUGUUUUGCACUUGCACUGGCAUGGAGGAGACUUGUGCGCAUUGAAGGAGGAGAAGGAUACCAUCCACGUGAAUUAUGGCAUAGGGCACAGGCAACGAUGCAAGGAUUGGUGAGUCGAUGGAAUGGGGGUGAAGAGGAAGACAUGAAUAUUUCUGACAGACACAGUCAAGAUGAAGAAAAUCAAAAUGAAGAAAAUCAAGAUGAAGAAAAUCAAUACGAAGAAAAUCAAGAUGAUGAUGAUAAUGAUGAAGAAGAAAAUGGUGAAAGGUUUCAACUGCAUGAUGCAGAACCUAAUAUCACUGCAUUAUAAGUAUAGGGUGAUUAGCCAAAAAAUGAAUAAGGUCUUAAGGCUAAAGCAGAAAGCUAAGUUAGUGCACUUUUUGUAACAUAGCUCAUAAUUAAAAAAAGAGGAUACAUAUUUUAAGCUUUUCUUAAGAUGGGUUUUGUUUAUAUUAUGUUUCUCUUGCAGACCUAUGUAAUUGAUGUGUGACUUGUUAAAAGCUCAGAUUUGUAUGCUUUCUCAAAUAAAUAACUCCUCAGUCCAUUUUGUGCAGGAAACGUGAAAUAUGUUGUAUGUAAUGUCUGCAUGCCUCAUCUGUCAUGUCUUUUCUCUGCCCAUUGUUUCAAUAACUGUCAUACAUUUUUACACCACUACUAAAAUCAGUUACACUCAGAAAUCAGUUUAAAGAUCUGUAAUAUUCUCUGUUAUGCUUCACAGGUAGAAAUGAGCUUGGCCAACAGAUCUAUAUCCCUAGCAUACGCGCCAAGAAAACCCAAUGUCAGGGAAAUAGCAGGCA